CCGGCGCCGCCGCAGGAGCGCCGCGAGCCGCGCGAAAGGAGCUGGCGCCGCCCGGCCGGGUCCCCGUCGGCCCUCGCUCGCGCGCGGCCAUGGACUGAGCGCCAGCCGGCUGCGGGGAUGGGGCCGCCGCUCCCGCUGCUGCUGCUGCUGCUGCUGCUGCUGCUGCUGCCGCCGCCGCUGCCUCGCGCCCUGCCCGCCCCCGCGGCCGCCCGCGGCCCGCAGCUCCCGGGGCGCCUGGGUUGCUUAUUUGAGGAUGGCCUGUGUGGACCAGCAGAGGCCUGCGUGAACGAUGGCAUGUUCGGGAGAUGCCAGAAGGGUCCGGCGAUGGACGCACGCCGAUAUGACAUGUCACCCGGAGCCCUGCUGCACCUCAGGCUCACCUUACAGAAGCUGUCGCAAGCAGGUUUCACGUGGCAGGACGACUAUACCCAGCGCGUGAUGGCCCAGGAACUCGCCGACCUCCCCAGGGCUUCCCCAUGGCUCGGGGAAGCUUCCGGCCCAGCCAGGACCUUACAACAGAGUGCUGGUAAUGACAAGUGGUUCAGCCUGGAGAGUGAGGUGGCCCUGGCCAAGACCCUUCGGCGCUAUCUGUCCUAUCUGGAGCUUCUGUCCCAGGUCCCAGCAGCGAAUGCACAUCCCAGGACGGAACAUGAGACCCACCCAGCGAAGGGUGAGGACUCUUUCCCCGAGAACAUCCUGACUUACGCAGCCCACACGUCUGCACUGACCUACCCUCCUGCAACCCGGGUCAAGUAUCCUGACACCCUUCUGCGACCCCCCGGCCGCCUCCAGCCCGAUGAGCUCAGCCCCAAGGUGGAUAGUGAGCUGGAAAAGCAGCAGCUGAUCGCAGCUCUUGGUGCCUACGCUGCUCAGAGGCCUCCUGCAGAGAAUGGCCCGGGGCCACAGUACCUUCUCCAUAGUCCCUCCAGAGCAUUGAGGCCCUUCUCAGCCCCUGCUGCAGCGCAGAGGUGGCCCUUGCCUCCUGCAGACUCCAGGGAGUCCCUGAGCAGGGGAGACGACACGUUCCUGCGGAGUCUCCCGAAGGAUCUGCAGCAGCAGGCUGAGGUGGAGCGCCUGGGCCCGCUGAGGUUGGAGGAGACCACAGACUCGGCAGACUCGGUUGCUGGGGCCCUACAAGAUCACAGACUAUCGGAAGUGGAUGGCCCAGUGUACAAGGAGGUCAGCCGUCUGAGUGUCCAACUUGGGGACCUCCUGAAGGACCGGGGCUCUCCUCUAUCGCCCGACCCUCCCCCUCUGGAAAAGCCCUCCAGAGCAGAGGUGAAGAAGUCAGGGCAGCCCGAGGAGGCCUUGUCUUCAGAAGAGGAGACUGCUGGGGUGGAGCAUGUGAGGAGCCGGACUUACUCCAAAGACCUGCUGGAGAGGAAGCCAGACUCGGAGCCCCAGCCGUGGCGGCUUGAGGACCAGUUCCAACCCCGAGCUCCAGAGAUGUGGGAGGAUGAGCAGCACCGCAAGUCUGCAGCACAGGGCCCCCCUGGUGGGGGUCUGCAGCUACAAGCCCAGCCUUCUGAGGAGGAGCAGCAAGGAUAUAUCCUCACAGGAAGCAACCCCCUGAGUCCAGAGAAGGGGAAGCAGCUGAUGGAUGAAGUUGCACGCAUUCUCCAGGUGCCUUCCAGCCUCUUCUCAGAUGUCAAAGUUUUGGGACCAGCAGUGACCUUCAAAGUGAAUGCCAAUAGCCAAAACAUGAGAACUGCAGAUGCCACCAAGGCUGCAGUUGACAAUAAAGACCAGCUGGAGAAGACAUCUGGACUGACGAUCCUCCAAAGUGGAAUCAGGCCGAAAGGGAAGCUCAAGCUCCUGCCACCCCAGGAAGAGCAAGAGGACUCCACCAAGUUCAUUGUGCUCACCUUCCUCUCCAUCGCCUGCAUCCUGGGGGUGCUCCUGGCUUCCAGCCUUGCCUACUGUCUCCGUCACAACUCGCACUAUAAGCUGAAGGAUAAGUUGUCUGGACUAGGAGGUGACCCCAGCGCAGAUGCCACUGAAGCCUACCAGGAGCUGUGCCGCCAGCGAAUGGCUGCUCGGCCCCAGGAUCGCUCCGAGGGACCACAUACAUCCCGAAUCAACAGCGUCUCAUCCCAGCUCAGCGAUGGGCCCAUGCCUAGUCCCUCGGCUCGGAGCAGCACUUCAUCCUGGUCUGAGGAGCCUGUCCAGUCUAACAUGGACAUCUCGACUGGUCACAUGAUCCUGGCCUACAUGGAAGACCACCUGAAGAACAAGAACCGGCUGGAGAAGGAGUGGGAGGCGCUGUGUGCCUACCAAGCCGAGCCCAACAGCUCCCUUGUGGCCCAGAGAGAGGAGAACGCAGCCAAGAACCGCUCCCUGGCCGUGCUGACCUAUGACCACUCUAGGAUCCUGCUGAAGUCUGAGAAUAGCCACAGCAGUUCAGACUACAUCAACGCCAGCCCCAUCAUGGACCAUGACCCUCGGAAGCCUGCGUACAUCGCCACCCAGGGCCCACUGCCCACCACCGUGGCCGACUUCUGGCAGAUGGUCUGGGAGAGCGGCUGUGCGGUCAUCGUCAUGCUGACACCCCUGUCUGAGAACGGCGUGCGGCAGUGCCACCCCUACUGGCCUGACGAAGGCUCCAGCCUCCACCAUGUCUACGAGGUCAACCUAGUCUCUGAGCACAUAUGGUGCCAGGAUUUCCUGGUGAGAAGCUUUUACCUGAAGAACCUGCAAAGCAACGAGACUCGCACGGUGACCCAGUUCCACUUCCUGAGUUGGUAUGACCAGGGAGUCCCUUCCUCCACGCGGUCACUCCUGGAUUUCCGAAGGAAAGUUAACAAGUGCUACCGAGGCCGCUCGUGCCCGAUAAUCGUUCACUGCAGUGAUGGCGCGGGCAGGAGCGGAACCUACGUCCUGAUUGACAUGGUUCUCAACAAGAUGGCCAAAGGUGCUAAAGAGAUUGAUAUCGCGGCGACCCUGGAGCACUUGAGGGACCAGAGACCAGGCAUGGUCCAGACAAAGGAGCAGUUUGAGUUUGCGCUGACAGCUGUGGCCGAGGAGGUGAAUGCCAUCCUGAAGGCCCUUCCGCAGUAGGCCCCGACGCUGGAGGCUGGCGCGACCACAACGGGAUGCCAUCUCUGCGCCUUCUGUGUAGCGACGGGCCCUUCAGGCCCACAGCCAGGGCGGGGCUAGUUGUGUGUACUUUCACUUCACCAAAUCCCAGAUGUGUGGAAACAGCAGUUCAGAGGGGAGGAAAGUCUUGGCUCAUUUGUAUCACAGUCUUAACAAAACUUCCUUUUCCCUAAAGCACACUCUGACAUUGUCACAUCAAUGACACAGUAAUUAGACGCCCACUGUGGCCCCCUUGGAAGUGCUUCUGUAUGUAAUUGCUGGAGAUAGGGUAGAGGGACAGCCAGCCAGCAAGAGAGCAGCCUCUGGGAAAGACCAGGCCCUGAACCCCUGGGGCCAAUGACAAGGGUGGCGCCGCCACCCAUCCCUACUGACCCAUGCCCAGCACAACAGCUCACCCUCUGCACAUGUAGAUCCAAGGCAAGGAAAGGGGCUUCCUAAGGCAGACACCAUAACCCUCCUGGUGUGUGCCGCCCUGUCUGCCCCAGAAGCAAGGACCCGGGUGACGGCCUCGCCUCUGCAGAUCAUAGAGGAGCCCAUCCUGAAAUGCUCCUGUAACAGUGUGGGUCUGUUCUCUGCGUGUGACACCAGGCACCAUGGCACGCUUUCCUCAAAGUGACAAAACCAGGAUGAGUGUGGUACCUAGCGAGUUCCGAGGAUCCCCGGGAGCAGCCCGAUGGGGCUGGCAUCAGAAAGUCUCUGAUGCGCCUGCCCCUGGAAGGAAGGCUGGCACGCCCCUUCGGCCCCUCCCAGGAGCCUCCUGGCUCGUCAAACCCGUGAAACCUGUGCUCACUGAAUAAUCCAGUUUGCCAAAACAUUUGGGCACUGCACUUAGCACCUUCCCACACAGAGGAAAGCUCACUUCAGUAAGGUCGAGGCAUUAGUACCCAGAGAGGAGGAGGGCACGGCUGCAAGCCCAGGCUGUCUGUGGGGCUGAGUGUGAAAAAGCCCAUCUCCCGUGUCCCCCAUCACUCCUUCCCCUUGGCCUCGGCAUUCUGAGGUGCAGCGUCAAGGAGGUGGCUGCCGGGCAAGAGGUGAGGCCACAGUGUGUCAUGUUGUGUUGUUGUGUACCUGUUCAACAUCUCUGACAUCUCCCCUCCAAGUCAUUUCCCCCAUCUGGAAUUUAAAUAAUAAUUAAUAGAAAUGAAUUUAUCUGAAUAUAGGAAGCAUAUACCUAAUUGUAACUUCUCCUGUUUAAAGGGAAUCCUCGGCGUGAUAUACAGAUAUAUUUAAUUGUGUCAUAUUAAACCUUCUGAUUUCA
Molecule: messenger RNA, 4354 nt
Organism: Psammomys obesus (fat sand rat)
Lineage: Eukaryota; Metazoa; Chordata; Mammalia; Rodentia; Muridae
Gene: Ptprn2
Product: protein tyrosine phosphatase receptor type N2
Exons: 23
Coding region: 118-3057 (979 amino acids)
Biological process (GO): protein dephosphorylation
Cellular component (GO): secretory granule
Molecular function (GO): protein tyrosine phosphatase activity
Source: RefSeq, a predicted model, not a curated record